Messenger RNA from Penicillium taxi, 252 nucleotides. RefSeq lists its product as uncharacterized. The transcript has a single exon. The record is from RefSeq and is a predicted model, not a curated record. NCBI's taxonomy places the organism in Eukaryota, Fungi, Ascomycota, Eurotiomycetes, Eurotiales, Aspergillaceae. Bases 1 to 252 code for a protein of 83 amino acids.
AUGGCACGUUCUUCCCCGACUUCGCCGGUGAACGACUAUGGCUUAGACCGACGCGGAGGUUGGGGAGAGCGAAAGGCUCUUGCUUUGAUCCCUACAUCUUCUUCGAUACGGCCUGAUCCCAGUAUAGAAGUUAAUCAACCAGACCUUCCAUACUUUUAUACUCCAUAUGGUGGGAGUUGCCCUAAGUUCUAUCGGCAUCGGGCUGCCGAUGCAGAGAAUGGGUGGGCCGAGAAUACGGAAUCCCGAUCGUGA